Molecule: messenger RNA, 606 nt
Organism: Cercospora beticola
Lineage: Eukaryota; Fungi; Ascomycota; Dothideomycetes; Mycosphaerellales; Mycosphaerellaceae
Product: zinc metalloprotease
Molecular function (GO): metallopeptidase activity
Source: RefSeq, a predicted model, not a curated record
AUGAUCGAGGACCAACUGACUGUCAUGAACGACGCCUACUCUUCAAUGGGCUUCACCUUCAACCUCGCUGGCUCUGACUUCACCGUUCAAGAUGACUGGGCCGCAGCAUCAGCCGGAGGCGACGAAGAAAGCCAAAUGAAAGAAGCCCUCCACAUGGGCUCCUACGCCGAUCUAAACUUGUACUUCCUCUCCGAUUUGGGCGACGGGCUCUUAGGUUUUUGUUACUUCCCAACAGAAUCUCCUUCGCGACAAACGAGAGUUCUUGAUGGAUGCAUCAAUCUUGCAGCUUCGCUGCCAGGAGCUGAAGCGACGAAUUAUAAUAUGGGACUUACAGCUGUGCAUGAAGUGGGACAUUGGUUCGGCCUCUACCACGUCUUCGACGGCAACUCCUGCACCGGAAGCGGGGACUUCGUCUCUGACACUCCCGUCCAAAGUCAAGCUACAUUCGGAUGUCCCAGCAAACAAGAUAGUUGUCCAGAUCAACCCGGCGACGAUUCCAUUCACAAUUACAUGGAUUACAGCUACGAUCAAUGUUUGUACGAAUUCACUGAUGGGCAGGCACAACGGGCGCGGGCUUUAUAUGAUGAGUAUAGAGCGGGGAAUUGA